Messenger RNA from Leptopilina heterotoma, 1120 nucleotides. Its product is annotated as thioredoxin domain-containing protein 9. Gene Ontology annotation, biological process: microtubule cytoskeleton organization. Gene Ontology annotation, cellular component: cytoplasm. The transcript is spliced from 4 exons. NCBI's taxonomy places the organism in Eukaryota, Metazoa, Arthropoda, Insecta, Hymenoptera, Figitidae. The record is from RefSeq and is a predicted model, not a curated record. The coding region runs from base 224 to 871 and encodes 215 amino acids.
CGACGAUAACGUCACACGACUAUACAAAGUAAAUGUCGUGCUGUUUUUAUUUUUCACUUUAAUUUAUUCCGAUUACCUUAUAAGGUGCGAAAAAAGAAUCUCUUGAGUAAACUGUAAACAGGUAUUUAAAAUUAGGUUACAAAAUUUUUAGUUUAAAUCACGUUUAAACGCCAAAAAAGGGGUGUGAGAAAAAAAUAAUUCAUUACCGUUGAAAAUAAACAAAAUGGAAGCUGCCGUUCAGCAGAAGCUCGCGGAAGUCGCUCAAAAAGUUGAGGAGCAGUUGGAUGCAGAAAUUGAGCGUCUCGAUAAAUUGGACAUCGAUGACAUUGAAAAAUUACGUGAAAGAAGAUUGAAGGAAAUAAAGAAAAUUCAACAUCAAAAGCAACUUUGGAUUUCCAUGGGUCAUGGAGAAUAUUCCGAGCUGUUUGAUGAGAAGGAAUUUUUCGACGUUUCGAAAAAAUCGAAAAACAUUGUUUGUCUAUUUUACAAGGACGGUUCACCACGUUCAAAAAUUGCAGAUAUGCAUUUGAAAAUUCUAGCGAAAAAGCACGUGGAGGCACGAUUUUGUAAACUCAAUGUCGAAAGAUGUCCAUUCUUGACUGAACGAUUGAGAAUAAGAAUAAUUCCAACGAUUGCCCUUGUCGUCGAUAGUAAGGCAAAAGAUUACAUUGUCGGUUUCACUGAUUUGGGUAAUUGCGAUGAUUUCUCAACUGAAAUGAUGGAAUGGCGAAUCGCUCAAUCGCGUUGCAUUACUUAUAGUGGCGAUCUAAUGCAUCCACCAGAGCAGGAGAAAAAGCCAUGGUUAAAUCAACAACAAAAAUCAAAAACAAUUCGUGGCAAGGAAUCUGACGAUUCAGAUGAUGAUGAUUAACAAAAAUUAUCAUUCUUCAAAAUUGAAUAAUUUUCAUGCCACACAAUUUUUUUUUAUCUCCACCACGCUACUCGAUGAAUUGUUGUCUUUGAAAUCUUUAAGGUUGUAUAUUUUUUUUUAAAAAAGAAAAAAGAAACAUUGCACUAUUUAUAAAUUUACAAAUUCGUUGCACGUCGUUAAUAGAAGGAAUUUAUAAUAACAAAGUAAUUAUUUAUUUAAAUUAAAUUUAAAAUGUUAAUUAAUUAAAGU